Messenger RNA from Mycena citricolor, 2190 nucleotides. The record is from the annotation of a GenBank genome assembly. Lineage: Eukaryota; Fungi; Basidiomycota; Agaricomycetes; Agaricales; Mycenaceae.
UACACCCUCAUUCCAGCAUCUGCCACGGGGUGCGUGCCUAAAUCCAACGCGGGAGCUGAAAGCGGGCAUGUGAUUUUGUUCGCUCUGUCUAAUGCUGAUUCGGCGAUGACGACACUACCCUUGUCUCACCAACCCCAGCCUGCCCGUUUCCAGCCUAACGACCCACCCGCCCAGCUUCUCGCUCCGGAAGUUGCGCUCCCAGUCGUAUAUCCCAUCGACCGCCUUGCGUGCGUUGACGCGCCACAGCACGUGCUUCGCCUCGUCGUCGCCGUCCGCGAGCUGCACGACGUCCUGGGUCGCGAGCAGCGGGCCGUCCGGCGCGAGGAGCGCGUGCGGAACCCGCUGCGAGACGGAAGCCGCCAUUUCGGGGGUCGUGGGGCCCAGUGCAUGCGAGCAAAAGUCCAUGGUGCGCUGGAUUGUAGUUUCUGUGAGCUCGGUCGCGCUGUGAGCCGAGUCGGCGGUGCCUUGGAUGACUGUUCAGGGAUCUAGUCAGUGAAGUCAAACGCUCUGUCAAAAUUGUCCUCUUCGAUGUCAGAGAGCACCGGAGCUGCUUGCGCGUUGAUCUGCUUGUAGAUGCUUAGGACCACAAGCAGAAAUCUGGGAGCAACUGAGCAUGGACGUUCCGGUCUUCUCGUUAUGGAACCGCGCCGCUUCACUCUCGGAACACUCACCGCGUAUUGAAGCUGCGAUGGUCGCCGCAGCCGAAAGGGCAUUGGUAAACGCGAGGUGGACCCCAGAAGAGAAGAAUGGGUCGAUCUGUUGAUCAACAUCGCCAGCAAUGCGGAAAUGCGGGCCGGCAUACGCAGAAGCGGCAUAGCUGUAGUCUCCAGCGGACUUGAUCUCGCUGGCCAGUUGUGCUUUGCCCAGCAGCCGAACUAGACCGGGCGCCAAUGGAAGCUGAGCGAGAUAGUGCUCCUUGACAGAUGUGGGCGCGGUUUUGCGCGCACGGCUCGCUUCCUCAUUCAUGACGACACCAACCGACACAGUUCCGUUAUGGAGGGGAAUGAACCACGCCCAGCCCGAUUCGUCUACACAAAAUGAGGGUCAACGUACAUCUCAAUAUCAGCACCUAAAUCGUACCUGUCAAAGCUUCAAACCAGGGCGCAUUUUCACGCCUUGUCCCAGGCUGGUAGACGCCCGCACCGGUCCAGUAGCCCCAGAACGCAACGUUUCUCAGCGCUUGGUUGAACUUGCGGUUCCUCAGAUACCGCGUGGACAUAAUUCCGUUACGGCCCGAGGCGUCUACAAGCCAGGUAAACUUGAUCGUUCCCCGGCUCUCGGUGUGCAGCUGCGAGGAGUCUCUCCGCGUCCACUCCGCUGACACCGGUUGGUUUGCCGCAAAUCCGAUCGAGGAGACGGAUACGCCCUCGAAGAUCCUGGCACCAGAGGAGGCCGCGUGACGGAGGAGAAGCUCGUCGAAUUCCGAGCGGAUCUAGGUCGUUGCCCGCUUUUUCUGGGUCUGGAGUGAUGAAGUCCGUGUCUGGAUCGGGAAUGUCAAGCACAGUCGAAGCACCGCCCCGACCUUGGAUUGUGGCUCAGCGACUUGACGUGUAAGUCUAUAACAUCCCCCUCACCUUCACCGUGAAGCCAUGCUUCACGAGCUUCUCUUCAGCCCCGAUGAAGCGGAGGAAGGGCCGACAAGAGGGAAGCAUACUUUCGCCGAUGUGAUACCGCGGGAAGAAAUCUUUCUCAAGAAGUGUCACGCUGAAGCCCUCUGGAGACGAAUCCUUCAGCUCCAUCGUCGAGUCUUCAGGCGACCCACACACCUCUGGCUAGAGCGCUGGCAGCGUAAGAGCCAGCGGGGCCACCGCCGAUGACCAGGAUAUCAGUCUGUGUCGGCUGCGACAAGUCAAUGUGCCGAUCACGUCCAAGCGGAAACAGGGCUGACGUACGAUCGAAGGAGAGGGCAUCGCUGUGGCAGGAGUUCUUUGGUGGGGCUUACAUCUCACUGGCAUCCGCUGACUUUAUAUUACUCGUUUUUUUCGUGACACUCUUACGCGUCGAUUACCUGUCAGCCCUGUGCUGCUGCCACUAAUUAUCCGGUCGUUAGCCUCCAUUACAAGUUAUAAAUGCAGAUUAGGACUAGGUUGUAUGUUGAAAUGAUUUCCUUGUCUCCUGGAAGUGAAAAUAUGUUUCGUUGCACGGAGAUACGCUUCCGCGACUUCACUAGUUGAAACCGGGAUCGGUAUC